CCGCUAAAGAACAACCCGCGUUCAUUUAGGAAUCUUUGAACAAAGUCAUGACCAGAUGGGCUCGAGCCAACAUCACCCAGAGCAAGAAGACUCUAGAUGCAACACCAUGGGAAGAUAUGAAAAAUUGUUCCUCCAGAAGCCCAACAACAAAUAAAAAGCAAAGUCCUUUAAGGAAUUUCCAAGGGAAAAAGAAAAAUAAGAAGAAAAAAGACUAUCUGAAUGAAGAUGUUAAUGGUUUUAUGGAAUAUUUAAAACAAAAUUCACAGUUAUUACAUAAUGGAAAAAUGAUUGACAGCCACGAAAUUAAGGAGGAAAUAGGAACAGCCUUAAAGAAAGACAGACGCCGGGAGACCAGAAGGUUAAAUAGGCAGGAAAUAAAGAAGAACACCAUGGUGUGCUUCCACUGUAGAAAGCCAGGACAUGGUGUUGCAGAUUGCCCAGCUGCACUUGACAGCCAAGAUAUGGGAACUGGAAUUUGUUAUCGUUGUGGAUCUACAGAGCAUGAAAUCAAGAAAUGCAAAGUAAAAAUAGAUCCUGCUCUUGGAGAAUUUCCAUAUGCAAAAUGCUUUAUUUGUGAAGAGAUGGGACAUCUUUCCAGGUCAUGUCCGGAUAAUCCUAAAGGACUCUAUGCUAAAGGAGGUUCUUGCAGGGUUUGUGGAUCUGUGGAACACUUUAAAAAAGAUUGUCCAGAGAAUCAGAAUUCAGAUCGAGCAGUAACUGUUGGUCGAUGGCUCAAAGGAAUGAGUGCAGAUUAUGAAGAAAUUCUAGACAGUUCUAAACUACAAAAACCAAAACCAAAAGUACCUAAGGUUGUUAACUUUUGAUACUUCAGAUUUUGCAUAAUU
Molecule: messenger RNA, 845 nt
Organism: Euleptes europaea (tarantolino)
Lineage: Eukaryota; Metazoa; Chordata; Lepidosauria; Squamata; Sphaerodactylidae
Gene: ZCCHC9
Product: zinc finger CCHC-type containing 9
Exons: 6
Coding region: 48-824 (258 amino acids)
Molecular function (GO): zinc ion binding; nucleic acid binding
Source: RefSeq, a predicted model, not a curated record